UAUUCUUGCCACUAGUUUCAUACUAGCCUACGUCGCUGAUAUCACCAGGAGAACGCAGUGUCAUGGUCACUCUAUUAUUCCCAUUCUACCAGCUAUAAUAACCUAAUGGAAAAAGUAGAGAGGUUACGAGGUAAUCUGAGAGUAAAAAUAUCUUCAGAAGAUUGUGUUUCCCAGCUGACGAGGACUGGCUGAGGAUGAUGAAGAUGACGCAUAUACAGGGGACACACCAGCAGUGUCAGGGGCUGCAGGGACCUCUGUGAUUGUUGACCCUACCUCAUCCCUGAUCUCCCCAGCUCUGCAGGGGCUCACCAUGGCCACUCGGAGGACACCCUUGGUCCAAACCAGCUUGGUCAAAGACUUUAACCACUUCAUUACCUGCUACCUGUGCAGAGGUUACCUGAUCAAACCCACCACGGUCACGGAGUGCCUGCACACAUUUUGUAAGAGCUGCAUCAUCCAGCACUUUGAAGACAGUAAUGACUGUCCCAAAUGUGGCAUUCAAGUCCACGAAACGAACCCUCUAGAGAUGCUAAGGUUGGACAAUACUCUUGAGGAAAUCAUUUUCAAGCUUGUGCCUGGAUUACGAGAAAAAGAGGGACAGCAGGAGAUUGAUUUCUGGAGGAAGAAUAAGUCAAAAGAAAAUUCACAAGGAGAUGGCCUUGGGUCAAAGAAGCUUGGGCUCAGUGAUGAGGAUGAUGAUGAAGAUGACCAGGAUUACCACAGGAGCGACCCCCAGAUAGCCAUCUGCCUCGACUGUCUCCACAACAAUGGCUAUGCUGCAGACAACACAGUGAAGUGUUUAUUGAAGAAGUUCAUUCAUUGCUCUAGUCGAGUCACAGUGGGAACCAUCAAGAAGUUUCUCAGUCUAAAGUUAAAGCUUUCUAGCUCUUGUGAGCUGGAUGUGCUGUGUAAUGGGGAGAUCAUGGGGAAGGACCACACUCUGGAGUUCAUCUACAUGACCCGCUGGAGGCUGCACAGUGACCAUAGAUAUCCCAUGGUCCUGGAGUACAGGCCACGAAUAGACUUUGGCUGAACGAAGCCCUGGAAGCCUUCAUAGACAAACAAAGCAAGGACUGGAUGUACAUGCAGCCAAGGCCAGGAACUCUGUCCUUCCAAACCUUUCUGAACUUCUCUACAUUUGACCAUUUGUUUUUUCUUUCUCAUUUGGUUUCAUUUAGUUGCGUCCUUCGUUGUUGAACAUUCUGUGUCCUUCGUUGUUGGAACAUUCUGUGUCCUUCGUUGUUGGAACAUUCUGUGUCCUUCGUUGUUGGAACAUUCUGUGUCCUUCGUUGUUGGAACAUUCUGUGCUUGUGGCCAAAGUGAUCUUCAAGACAAGUAACGAAAGACUAGCUUAGCUGAAACAUGGGUGUAUGAAUAUAUCAAAGUUGUAUUUACUCCCAACUCCAAGGGCUUCCACCCAAUGCCUGACUAAAACAUGUUUUAUGUCCUUUAUAAAUGCACAUAACAUAUCCACAGAUUUGCCCACCAUCAAUCAAUUAGGGAAAUUUGCCUGUGACAGGGCACCUUAAUAAUGUUGUCAACAAGUUUCAAAGAGUCUAAACCGAAGCCCAUUCGUCUUCAUUCUGUUCCAUGCUCAGUUAAUAACCAGUCUGACAAGCUGCUGAAAUCUACAAACGCUCUCUGGCAGAGGCUGGGCAACCUGCAGGAUUGGGAGAGAAACAUUAAGCCUCUCUCUCUCUUUCUCUGUCACACACACUCAACCCAUACUGCGGUGUGAUUACCCUGGCUCCUGCCAAUCUCAGACUUGUGCUAAUAGCUUUUUUGGCCCCAUUCUGAGUGAGGAGGUAUUACAUUUCAGUUUUUCAGAUUGAUCAUAGUAUGUUUAGACUAGAGAUCUACUAUCUUACAUGUUUUUAAAGGGAAACUAAUGGUGUGUACAUUUCAUAUUGUUACUAGACCUUUGAUCUCAAUGUGUUUUAUGAAAUAGAUGACAUUACAACAUGAGAGUAAGAUAUAUGUAUUAUGGAUCUUGGAUAUAUUUGAUCACAGAACAUCUUUGUGCACUGUACGAGCUGGUUGGCCAUAAAGCUUAUUCUAUUACCGUUGAGGUGUACUGAAGUGGUCUCUUUCAGAGUAAUUCAGUAUAGAGAGUAUACGGUAUCUGCUUCCUUACGUAGUCAUCUCAUGUUUAGCCUCUGUUGAUAUGAUUUAUAUGUGAAGAACAUUGAGGUGAAGACACGCUGUCCAUCUGCUGAAAAAUAGGAUGUAUUUUGGAAACAUGUACAUAUUCUUAUUGGUUAAUGUGUUAUGCUGCUUAGAAUAUAUUUUUGAAAUGUUCUGCCUCAAUGAUUCUUGAGAGCUGUGAAGAAAAAUAGUUCAUAUCUGUAUUUGAUUUAUAAUUAUUAUUCAUGAAUAAAUUAAAUGUUUUGUA
Molecule: messenger RNA, 2392 nt
Organism: Oncorhynchus masou masou (cherry salmon)
Lineage: Eukaryota; Metazoa; Chordata; Actinopteri; Salmoniformes; Salmonidae
Product: polycomb group RING finger protein 5-B-like
Exons: 9
Coding region: 311-1033 (240 amino acids)
Biological process (GO): regulation of transcription by RNA polymerase II
Cellular component (GO): PRC1 complex
Source: RefSeq, a predicted model, not a curated record